CCUAAUGGCUUGUGAUAAACUGAAAUCAAGAUCACCGAUGGCUCUCUUUCAACAAGGGCUUUUGUCUCCUUUCAAGUAAUUGCCGCAUUUAAAGUUCACAAUUAGUCUUUGUGGUCUGGUGCAAUCAGACCUGUUUGUCCACAGGUGGGGGGAAGCUCAGCUUGUGAACACUGUGAGAUUUCCCCAAAGAACCACCUACCACCCCACAGCUGUAACAGCUGCAUCUCUCCAGUAAGGAUGGAACAACCUAUGUCCCCCACCUGAGCUGUGGCUGUCUGCAGCUAGUCCAAAGGAUUAGUCCAGUAUACUGCAGCUUGUUUUGCCUGAUGAGGGAAAGUGACCGAAUAUGUUUUGCUCCUAACCACGUCUUUAAACUCCACACCUCGGCCAGUGAACACCUCCUCUUCAGAAUCAGAUACUAUUUCCCAGGCUGGUAUAACAGCGGUAACUCGAUCUGCGCCCAUCGUUAUGGUUUGUCCAAGGAGAUGGAAAGCCCAGUGAUGGAUGACUGUGUGAUGACCUACCUCUUUGCUCAGUGGCGCAGCGACUUUUUGAACGGCUGGGUUCAUAUUCCGGUCAGCCAUGAAGCUCAGGAGGAGUGUCUGGGUAUGGCUGUUCUCGACAUGAUGAGACUCGCUAAGGAGGGAGACCAGUCGCCGGUGGACAUCUACAAUGAUACCAGCUACAAGUCCUUCCUGCCCAGAUGCAUGCGGAGCCGCAUCCAGGAGUACAACGUGUUGACCCGCAAGAGGAUCCGCUACCGCUUCCGGCGCUUUAUCCAGCAGUUCAGUGAGUGCAAGGCCACCAUCACCAACCUGAAGCUGAAAUACCUGAUGAGCCUGGAGAUGCUGCUGCCCUCCCUGUACUCUGAGCGCUUCAGAGUGACCGACCUCUCCUCACGAGAGGUCACCAUCGUGGUGAAGGGCAACGAGGGCAUCCUUUGGUCUCGAGGAAAAGGCGAGGAGGGAGCAGAGGAGGAGCUGGAGAUCUAUUGUGACUUCCCGGAAGUGAUCGACAUCAGCAUCAAACAGGGCAACAAGGAAGGCUCGGCAGAGAGUCGCAUCGUUGCCCUCACCAGACAGGACAACCAGAUCCUGGAGCUGGAGUUCCAUUCGCUCCCCGAGGCCCUGUCCUUCGUUUCACUGGUCGAUGGAUAUUACCGACUGGUCGCCGAUGCCCAUCAUUACCUGUGUAAAGAAGUCGCUCCGCCACGACUUCUGGAGUGCAUUCAGAGCUACUGCCAUGGCCCCGUGUCAAUGGAGUUCACGAUUAGUAAGCUGCGGCGUUCGGGGAACUACCAAGGCCUCUACAUCCUUCGCUGCAGCCCCAGAGACUACGACAAGUUCUUCAUGUCCUUUGUGGUCGGGUAUGAGACCAUGGUGGACUAUAAGCACUGUCAGAUUGUGAAGACGGAGUCAGGAGAGUUCAUUCUGAGCGGUGCCAAAAAGAGCUUUGGCUCGCUCAGAGAACUCAUGCAUUGCUACCAGAAGGAGGCGCUGCGCACUGAUGGCUACACAUUCCAGCUGACCAGGUGCUGUCCGCCCAGCCAGAGAGACAAAUCCAACCUGCUGGUGUGCAGAAACAACCAAGGCACAGAACUCCCUCUGUCUCCAUCACUCCACAAGCACAUCAGCCAGAUGGUUUUCCACAAAAUCCACAGAGAGGACCUCACCUUAAGCGAAGGCCUGGGCCAAGGAACAUUUACGAAGCUGUUCCGCGGCGUGCGGAAGGAGCUGGGUAACUACGGGGAGGUUCACCAGAUGGACGUCGCAGUCAAGAUUCUGGACAAGGCUCAUCGUUGUUUCUCAGAGUCCUUCUUCGAGGCAGCCAGCAUGAUGAGCCAGCUGUCCCACAAGCACUUACUCCUCAUUUAUGGUGUGUGUGUUUGUGGCGACGAAAACAUGAUGGUGCAGGAAUACGGGAAAUUUGGCUCACUGGACAUCUAUCUGAAGAAAAACUGCGUUAACAUCACCUGGAAGCUGGAAGUGGCCAAACAGUUGGCCUGGGCUAUGCACUACCUGGAGGAUAAAAACGUCGUUCACGGGAACGUCUGUGCCAAAAACGUCCUCCUGAUCAGAGAGGAGGACCGGAAGACGGGCAGUCUGCCUUUCAUCAAGCUCAGUGACCCUGGCAUCAGCAUCACCGUGCUGCCCAGAGAAGUGCUGGUGGAGCGUAUCCCGUGGGUGCCUCCUGAGUGCAUCGAAAACCCGCAGAAUCUGAGUUUGGCAACAGACAAGUGGGGCUUCGGGACGACGAUUUGGGAGAUCUGCAGUGGGGGGGAGAAGCCCCUCAGCAUGCUGGAUUCCUCAAAGAAGAACCUGUUCUACGAGGACAGACACCAGCUGCCGGCUCCAAAGUGGACCGAAUUAGCCAACCUGAUAAACAGCUGCAUGGACUAUGAGCCUUUACACCGACCCUCCUUCAGAGCCAUCAUCAGAGACCUCAACAGUCUUUUCACUCCAGAUUAUGAGCUGCUGGUGGAAAGCGACAUGGUGCCCAACAGGACCCGGGGCUUUGGCUUCCCUUGGGCCUCAGUGAGCCAGGAGCCGGCCCAGUUUGAGGAGAGACACUUGAUCUUCCUCAAGCAGCUGGGCAAAGGAAACUUUGGCAGCGUGGAGAUGUGCAGGUACGACCCCCUGCAGGACAGCACGGGGGACGUGGUGGCCGUGAAGAAGCUGCAGCACAGCACAGCCGAGCACCUUCGGGACUUUGAGCGGGAAAUUGAAAUCCUCAAAUCCCUUCACCAUGAAAACAUUGUGAAAUACAAAGGAGUGUGCUACAGUGCAGGUAGAAGAAACCUGCGUCUCAUCAUGGAGUAUCUCCCCUUCGGCAGCUUGAGAGACUAUCUCACGAAACACAAGGACCACAUUGAUUCCAAGAAACUGCUGCACUACUCAACGCAGAUAUGCAAGGGCAUGGACUACCUUGGCAGCAAGCGUUACAUCCACAGAGACCUGGCCACCAGGAACAUUCUGGUGGAGAGCGAGUUGAGGGUGAAGAUCGGAGAUUUUGGCCUGACCAAGGUGCUGCCGCAGGACAAAGAGUACUACACAGUGAGGGAGCCUGGGGAGAGCCCCAUCUUCUGGUAUGCCCCCGAGUCGCUGACAGAGAGCAAGUUCUCAGUGGCGUCAGAUGUUUGGAGCUUCGGCGUCGUCCUUUACGAGCUCUUUACCUACAGCGAGAAGAACUGCAGCCCGCCAGCGGUCUUCAUGGAGAAGAUGGGAAACGAGAAGCAGGGCCAGAUGAUCGUCUACCAUUUGAUCGACCUGCUGAAACAAGGAUACAGACUUCCUGUUCCUGAAAGCUGCCCCAAGGAGAUCCACAAGAUCAUGAUGGAGUGCUGGGGCAGUGACCCGAAACUGCGGCCUACGUUCAAGGCUCUAACCCAGCGGGUGGAGACCGUGCGAGACGCCAAGGACGGAUGAAACGGGCGCGGUGAAUCCCCUGAACUGUUGACCUGCUGGUGUUGACGUACGCAAGUCGGUUGUCACACGACGACGACGAGAAGUUACCGGUGGAGUUCUGGUGUCUGGUUGCAUUCACACUCGGUGCAGUUCAACCACUUCAUAAAGAAAGAAAAAAAAAAAAAAAAGAAGAAGAUGGACUUAACGAGUACACUACAGCCAACUGAACAACAACGAAAAAGAUGUUUUGGGAGUACGACCCAACACUUUUGCUUCAUGCAGUCCGGACUGCGUUCCCGAAAAGACUCGCAGCCGUCCGACUGCACCUGAAAUCAUGAGGGAGUACGGAGCCACGUGCCUUAAGUCCACCUCGGACGCUUUGCUUUCACUUGAGGAAAAAUAUUGUGUGUUUCUGGAACAAGUAGGGGCUUUUCCAGCUAAGAGGAUACAGUCCUUAACUGGGGCUGGAGACAGUACUUCAGUGGGUUUUCUUUUCCACCACCAUCGUUACGUAAUAAAACGUCUCAUCCAGUAAA
Molecule: messenger RNA, 3940 nt
Organism: Fundulus heteroclitus (mummichog)
Lineage: Eukaryota; Metazoa; Chordata; Actinopteri; Cyprinodontiformes; Fundulidae
Gene: jak2a
Product: Janus kinase 2a
Exons: 23
Coding region: 327-3425 (1032 amino acids)
Biological process (GO): cell differentiation; hemopoiesis; intracellular signal transduction
Cellular component (GO): cytoskeleton; membrane; cytosol
Molecular function (GO): ATP binding; non-membrane spanning protein tyrosine kinase activity; cytokine receptor binding
Source: RefSeq, a predicted model, not a curated record